Messenger RNA from Arabidopsis arenosa, 1518 nucleotides. NCBI's taxonomy places the organism in Eukaryota, Viridiplantae, Streptophyta, Magnoliopsida, Brassicales, Brassicaceae. The record is from the annotation of a GenBank genome assembly.
AAUUGACUUACAAAAUUUUUCUCUUCCAUUGAAGGAUUCUUAAAGCUUAAAAAGGUCGAUAAAAAUUGACUUAUACAUAAACCAUGGUUAGGAAAACGACGUCGAAGAGAUAUUCGGUGGCGUUGGUGGUCGUUAUGGUUAUAUAUGUUGCUUUCUCCUCCGUCUUCGAUCGUCAAUUGUUUCCAUCGUUAUGUUUCUCUCAAGGUACGUUACAACAAACAUGGGAAUCCAGAAGAAUCAUGCAACCCACACAACCACAAGAGACUUCUUCGGCAACAAUCACAUGUGACCGAUCCCACACUAAUUACGAUCUCUGCUCAAUCAACGGCUCAUGUAUUCUCGACCCCAAAACCGGUACUUUUACUCUCAUGGAUCCAACAUUUGCAACUUCACUCGUUGAGAAAAUCAGGCCAUACCCAAGAAAAGCUGAAAACUGGACCAUGCCUAGGAUCAAAGAGCUAACAUUAAGCUCAGGCCCAUUGGGCUUGACCCGAGCAUGUGACAUAACACAUGAUUCGCCAGCGAUUGUGUUCAGUGCCGGAGGUUACACCGGAAGCAUAUAUCAUGAUUUCUUGGACGGUUUCAUUCCUCUUUUCAUCACCGCCAACUCGGUAUACCCGGAUCGCGAUUUCAUCCUCGUGGUAGUGAAUUCUAAGGAAUGGUGGAUGCCGAAAUACAUCGAUAUUCUAGGUGCGUUUAGCAAACACAAAACCAUACUACUUGACAAAGAAAAUACUUCUUUUACACAUUGCUUCCCUUCAGCCACUGUGGGUCUAGUUUCACAUGGGCCUAAAAUAAUAGAUCCAACCCAAAUACCCAAUUCCAAAUCAUUAGUGGACUUCCACAAUCUUUUAGACAAAGCCUUAGACACAAACCAAUCUCUUCUCAAAACUCACAAGCCUCGUCUCAUUUUGGUUAGUAGAUGUGGGAACAUUGGUCGGGUGAUAAUAAACGAGAAAGAGAUCAAAGAGAUGCUUGAAGAUGUUGGAUUCGAGGUAAUCACAUUUAGACCAUCUAAAACGACGAGUGUAAGAGAAGCGUAUAAACUUAUAAAGUCGAGCCACGUGAUGGUUGGGGUUCAUGGUGCGGCAUUAACCCAUUUGUUGUUUCUUCGACCUGGUUCAAUGUUGGUUCAAGUUGUUCCGCUUGGGCUAGGUUGGGCGUCAAAAACGUGUUACGAGUCGCCAGCUAAGGCAAUGAAGUUGGAGUAUAUUGAGUAUCGGGUGGAUGUGGAAGAGAGUAGUUUGAUAGAGAAGUAUAACAGAGAUGAUUUGGUUUUGAAAGAUCCGAUUGCUUAUAGAGGAAUGGAUUGGAAUGUGACUAAAAUGAAAGUUUAUUUAAAAGAACAAGAUGUUAGAUUAGACGUGAAUCGGUUUAGGAAACAUAUGAUUGAAGCAUACGAGAAGGCUAAAUUGUUUAUGGACUUAAAUGGUUGAUAGACGUUUAUGGUUUGUCGAAAUGAUUUGUGAUUUUUGAGUUGUAAAAUAAGAUGUUUGUUAAUAAAAUCAUUUGGUUCAA